Messenger RNA from Solanum pennellii, 701 nucleotides. Its product is annotated as nuclear transcription factor Y subunit B-4-like. Bases 28 to 468 code for a protein of 146 amino acids. Gene Ontology annotation, cellular component: CCAAT-binding factor complex; nucleus. Gene Ontology annotation, biological process: regulation of transcription by RNA polymerase II. Gene Ontology annotation, molecular function: DNA-binding transcription activator activity, RNA polymerase II-specific; protein heterodimerization activity; RNA polymerase II cis-regulatory region sequence-specific DNA binding. The record is from RefSeq and is a predicted model, not a curated record. The transcript has a single exon. Lineage: Eukaryota; Viridiplantae; Streptophyta; Magnoliopsida; Solanales; Solanaceae.
AAAAUCCACAAGUAUUUUUAUAAAGAUAUGGUGGAUGAACAUGUGAAAUUGGUACCAAUAGCCAAUGUAGGAAGGAUUAUGAAACAAAUCUUGCCACCAACAGCCAAAAUAUCGAAAGAAGCUAAGGAAACAAUGCAAGAAUGUGCAUCAGAAUUUAUUAGUUUUGUAACUGGUGAAGCAUCUGACAAGUGUCACAAGGAGAAUCGUCGAACGGUUAAUGGAGAUGACAUCUGUUGGGCUCUGAGUUCACUUGGUUUUGACAACUAUGCUGAGGUUAUGUUGAGGUACUUGUAUAAGUUGAGAGACUUUGAAAGAGUAAGAGCUAAUCAAAACAAAUUAGGUUUUAAUGAUGAUGAUAAUACUGAUGAUGAUGAUGAAGAAGAAGAAGCUCCAAGUGCUAGUACUACUUCUCUAGCACCAUUGGAGAUUAAUAUAAUGGAAAGAGUGCAACGUAGACGCUUCAAUUAAAGAUUUGGAUCAUUUCUCGAUUUGUGCAGUAGUGUUAUGGUGAUUUUUUGAUGUAUCGUUUAACUAUAUGGAGUUUUUUGUCAAGGUGUUUCUAUUUCUUUGUCGUUGCUUUUUGUUUCAUUUUGCUUUAUGUGUGUAUGCCAACCUCUAGUUUAAAUGCUUGACCACAGUUAUUUAAGACAUUUUUUCCGUUAAUAUACGAUGGACCUAAUGAUUUGGAGGUUGACGGAUGA